UCCAAGUAGGAAAUGAAUGGGCAUUUUCUAAAGCAAGCCUGUUUUGAUCGGCUUCCCGUCACUCUCGCUAUCAUAGUCUCGUCUUGGUGCGCCUCUCCAUUCUCUCCGUCUUCGUAUUCUCUCUCUGUGUGUGCGGCUAUGCUACUCUUUCUGCCCACCCUUCAACGGUGCCAGUUGUUCUCUCUUCUCUCGAUUUUUCGAUAUUUUAAAAGCGCACACACAUAAGCGGAACCAAAAUCAAAGCGAAGGAAAGCUUUACUUGUGAAGGAGGAAAUGGCUCUGAGUUUGAAUUCAAUGACGUAUUUCUCUUCCCCUAAGCUCCCUUCUAAAACCCUCAGUCUCAGAUCUCCUGCAGCUUACAUGGCCUCCACUCUGCACACCACGUCCAAAGAGGCUGAAAAUCUUAAAAAGCCCUAUUGCCCUCCACGGGAGGUACAUAUUCAGGUGACCCAUUCCAUGCCAACUCAGAAGGUUGAGAUAUUCAAAUCAUUGGAGGGUUGGGCUGAGCAGAACAUCUUGGUGUACCUAAAGCCUGUUGAGAAAUGUUGGCAACCACAAGAUUUUCUUCCAGAUCCUGAGUCGGAAGGAUUCUAUGAGCAAGUCAAGGAGUUGAGGGAAAAGUCAAAGGAAAUUCCUGAUGACUAUUUUGUCGUGUUGGUUGGAGAUAUGAUCACAGAAGAAGCCCUUCCAACUUACCAGACAAUGCUUAAUACCCUGGAUGGAGUUCGAGAUGAGACUGGUGCAAGCCUUACUUCUUGGGCAAGAUGGACAAGGGCGUGGACUGCUGAAGAGAAUAGGCAUGGUGACCUUCUUAACAAGUAUCUCUAUCUCUCUGGACGAGUAGACAUGAAGCAAAUUGAGAGGACAAUUCAGUAUUUGAUAGGGUCAGGAAUGGAUCCCAAAACGGAAAACAACCCUUACCUGGGUUUCAUCUACACAUCAUUUCAAGAGAGAGCAACAUUCAUCUCCCAUGGGAACACUGCUAGGCUAGCCAAGGAGCAUGGGGACAUGAAAUUGGCUCAGAUUUGUGGCACGAUUGCCUCAGAUGAAAGGCGCCACGAAACUGCCUACACCAAGAUUGUGGAGAAGCUCUUUGAGAUUGACCCUGAUGGCACUGUUAUGGCUUUAGCUGACAUGAUGAGGAAAAAGAUCUCAAUGCCAGCCCACUUGAUGUAUGAUGGACAGGAUGAUACCCUUUUUGAACACUUCUCAUCUGUUGCCCAACGGCUUGGAGUAUACACUGCAAAGGACUAUGCUGAUAUUUUGGAGUUUCUGGUUGGAAGAUGGGAUAUAGAGAAGCUGACUGGCCUUUCUGGAGAAGGGCACAAAGCUCAAGAUUUUGUGUGCUCCUUGUCCUCGAGAAUUAGACGGUUGGAGGAGAGAGUUCAGGGAAGGGCCAAACAAGUAUCCACCGUUCCAUUCAGCUGGCUUUUCAGUAGAGAAAUAAAGGUGUAAAUUCAACAGCAAUCAGUCCGCACUAUCUCUACUCAUCUCAUAGAGUAAAAAGGAGGGAAAGUACUAUAUUUGUUCUUCAUUUUGAUGGUCGUUUUAUUUUAGGAGCUGGGCCGGGAUUGGCUUUUGAUCAACGCUUUGUAGGUACACAUUUUUACUUGUGUUUGUCUUAUAUCGUCAUCAGAAAAAGGACACUUUAGAUGUGUCUACGCGGGUGCGUGUUUUUUUUUUUUUUUUUUUUUUCCCUUUCCUUUUUGCUUUCUUUCUGAAGCCUAGAAAGAAAUAGUCGGUGUUUCUUCAACAUUUGUUUUAUGCAAGUGCGUGUUUUAUCAGAUUAAUGUUACGUUUAAAGUUUUACAAA
Molecule: messenger RNA, 1813 nt
Organism: Carya illinoinensis
Lineage: Eukaryota; Viridiplantae; Streptophyta; Magnoliopsida; Fagales; Juglandaceae
Product: stearoyl-[acyl-carrier-protein] 9-desaturase, chloroplastic-like
Exons: 3
Coding region: 274-1455 (393 amino acids)
Biological process (GO): fatty acid biosynthetic process
Cellular component (GO): chloroplast stroma
Molecular function (GO): stearoyl-[ACP] desaturase activity
Source: RefSeq, a predicted model, not a curated record